Naegleria lovaniensis is the source of this 582-nucleotide messenger RNA. RefSeq lists its product as uncharacterized. Bases 1 to 582 code for a protein of 193 amino acids. Gene Ontology annotation, biological process: positive regulation of TOR signaling; cellular response to amino acid stimulus. The transcript has a single exon. Gene Ontology annotation, molecular function: guanyl-nucleotide exchange factor activity; molecular adaptor activity. The record is from RefSeq and is a predicted model, not a curated record. NCBI's taxonomy places the organism in Eukaryota, Heterolobosea, Eutetramitea, Acrasida, Naegleriidae. Gene Ontology annotation, cellular component: Ragulator complex.
AUGCUGCAGCCUCGUCUCUUGCCCAAAGUUCUGGAACAAAUCAACACGGAUGGAAUCAAGACGACCAUUCUAUGUAAUGUGAAUGGAUCAUUGAUCAGCUCGAGUCUUUCAACAUCAAAACAACAACAACCUCCUUCCUCAUCAUCAGCUCAACAAACUUCCAACUUCUCCGAACAACAAAUUACCUACCAACAACGUUUAUUACCUUCUCAAAUCAAACACAUGGAUAAAUUAAUAGCAGCCAUUGCAGCAAAUAUGUGGCAUUCUUAUUUGAAAGCAGGACGAACGGCCUUCACUCCCGUUGAAUACGAUGAAAACGGAAAUAUGAUCGGACAAGACGAUGAAAAUUUAGAGGAUGAUUCGGUUGGAGCACAAAAACUGAAAUCACUCCUCGUGGAUUGUGAAUAUGGGCGAUUGGCAAUUUUGGGAGUGAGUAGAAAUGUCGUGUUGUGUGUUUGUGCAGAGAAGGAGGUUCCUUUCGGAAUGUUGAACAAGAAGGCUCAAGUGAUGAGAGAUUUUUUAUCGGGGCCUUUCACCAUGGUGGAAGAGGCUGUGGACGAGGAAGAAGAGGCAGAGUAUUAA